AUGUUUAAAAGAGUUUGCGUAUAUAUAAAUUUCUUUUGUAAAUAUAAAAAACGUUUUUUUAGUAAUAAAUUAGUAAACAUAGGAAUUUUAGCACAUAUUGAUGCAGGGAAGACGACAAUAUCUGAAGAUAUAUUAUAUCAAUCUAAAGAGAUAAAGGUUAAGGGUAAUAUAAAUGAUCAGAAUACACAAUUAGAUUUUUUAAAACAAGAAAGAGAAAGAGGAAUAACUAUUAAGAGUGCUUAUUCAUGUUUUGAAUGGAAUAAAAUAAAAGUAAAUUUAAUUGAUACACCUGGACAUAUAGAUUUUAGUAAUGAAACGUAUAUAUCAUUAUGUGUAUUAGAUAAAUGCAUUAUUGUUAUAGAUUCUAAAGAAGGAGUACAAAUUCAAACGAUAAAUAUAUUUAGAUACAUUAAAGAAAAUCUUCCUAUUUUUUUUUUUCUAAAUAAAAUGGAUAUAAAUCAUAUAGAUAUUGAUUCUAAUUUUUUGAGUAUAAAAACUCGAUUAACUAAAAAAGGUGUACUUAUAACAUAUCCAAUAUAUGAAAAUAAAAAAUUAAAAUAUAUAUUAGAUAUCCCUUCUAUGGUUUUAUAUUCAUAUCCACAGAUUAAUUAUGGUCAAACCUUUAUGUAUCAUUCUUACUUUUUAAAAAAUUUAUUAGAAGGAAGUAUAUAUGAAAAGAAAUUAUGUUCUCAUUUCUCUAUGAUAAAUCCUAAAUCAGAUACAUUAUCAAAAGAGAAUAAAAAUAAGAACAAUAUAAAUAUUGUUAAUGUUUUAAAUGAUGAUAUUAUAGAUUAUAUUAUAAAAAAAAGAGAAGAAAUUAUAGAAAUUUUAUGUGAUUUAGACAACACUAUUGAAUAUAAGUAUUUAAAUAAUAUACCAAUUGCAUAUGAACAUAUAAAAAAUUCUUUAUCUUCAUGUAUAGAUAAAAAGUACAUAUUUCCGAUUUUUUCUGGAAGUGCUCUGCAAUCUUAUGGUGUACAUAUAUUGUUAGAUUAUAUAACUCAUAAUAAUAAUAAUAAUAUUAUUAUUAAUGAGAAGGGGAAGGAAAAUAAGCAUGACAAAGAAGCUACUACACAUGCAAAUCCAAAUGAAACUCCUUUUUUAUCUUACGAAAAAAUAAAUAAAGACAAGUACAAUAAUAUUUAUCAAAACAAAAAAUGUGGUAACCAAUCAGAUAUGUAUCCAUCUGAUAUAACAUAUAACCAUAACAAUCUUAUAAAGAACAAUAUAAUUUUUAAUAAUAAAAAAACAUUGAACUCCAUAUAUAAAACCAUAAUAUUUAUAUUCAAAUUAUCAAAUGAAAAAAAUGGGUUCAAUACAUUCUGUAAGGUAUUUAAAGGGAAACUAACUAAAAACGCCAAAUUGCUGAAUCUUAGAAAUAAAAAAACAGAAAUAGUAAAAGGUAUUUAUAAGGUAAAAGCAGAUAGAUAUAUCACAACGAAUAUACUAGAUACUAACGAUAUUGGCAUGGUAAGAGGUUUUGAAGAUAUUAUUCUAUGUGAUAUAAUAUGUGAGAAAGUAAAUGAAAAAUCAUUGCAUAAUAAUAAUGAUUUUUCUAGUGAAGACCAAACGGUUCAAUAUAAUAAAAAAAAAAAUGAAUAUAUCCAUAGUAAUAAUAUAGAAAAUAAUUUCAAUGAGUUAUAUAACAAACAUUAUAAAGAAGAUGGAAAUAAUCCUACCAUAUUUGAAGAAAAAUAUUCACAGAAUAAUAUAUUCAAUGGACAUAAUAAUAUAUAUCUUUUCAAUGAUAUAUAUAAACUAUUAAAAGAUGAAAUAAAAAAUAAGCAAUGGUUAUAUUUUUUAAAAAGUUAUAAAAAACGGAUUAGUAAGAAUAUCAUAGUAUGUACAUGUGCUAUCGAACCAAAGGAAUAUAAAAAAGAAAAAGAAUUAAAAAAUAUUUUAAAACAAAUAUGUCUAGAAGAUAAUAGUAUCUUAGUCUUUACUGAUAAAAAUAAUAAAUUAGUUAUUGGCUCUAUAGGAAUAUUAAAUAUUGAAGUUAUUAUAGAUAAAAUAAAAAAUGAUUAUAAUAUAGAUAUCAAAACGAGUCAAGUUGAAAUAGUUCAGAAAGAAUAUAUUCAAGGAUAUUAUGAGAAUAGUAUAAAAAAAGAAAUGAAAGUUGGUUCAACUUUUUCUACUAUUAUAGUUGGAUUUAUUAUAAAAGAAAAAGAUGAAUUUAUAGAUAUUCCUAGUUAUAUCCAAGAUGUAUUAAAACAUGAAAAUAUUUCACACCUCUUAUCAUCUGAAAAAAAAAAAAAAAAUAAUGUAUCUAAUAGUUAUGAUAAUAAUAAUAUAAAUAUUGCGGAUAAGCUCGAUAAAGGUACCAAAUUGUCAUUAGAUGAUGAUAUAAAUUUUGAAGAAAAUAAAAAAAUGUAUAUAUCCACAAUAAAUGGUGGUAUGCAAAAUUAUGAUGAAGAUGAUAAUACUAACAUAUUGGAUAAUAUGGAAAUAAAAGAGAUAAAAGAAAUAAAAGAAAUAAAAGAAAUAAAAGAUAUUACAGAAAAUGAUAAAAAAAGAAAUUAUUUAUAUAAUAAUAUAAAGUUAGAAAAUUCAAAGUCAAUAUAUGAUACAAAGGGUGUAAAAAAUUGGGUUCAUAUGUAUAAUGAUAGUCAUGACAAAACAAAUUUGAAGGAUAAUAUAAAGGAAGAUGACAAUAAACAAUGUAUUGAUGAUGAAUCUGAACUCCUUUGUGAUAAUGAUGAUGAUGAUGAUAUCGAUGAAUAUCUCUUAAACUACAAUUAUGAUAAUUUAUUUGAAAGCAGUGUUACUGUUCAUAAAGAUGUAUUAUUAUACAUUGAUGAUUUAAAAAAAAUGAAUAAAAAAAAAAAAAAUGUGUAUGAUAAUAUUUUAAAUAGUUGUAUUAUAUCUUUAAGAAAUUGUUUAAGUAAUGGAUAUCAUACUAAUGGAAAUAUUAUCAAUACAGAAAUAAUAAUAAAAAACUUAAAAAUAUUUGAUAGUUCAACUACAGCUGUAGCUAAAUAUGCAUGUAAUCAUUUAUAUUAUGAAAUGAUAAAAAAAGCAAAUAUACAAAUUGUUAAUCCAUUAUCUUUAAUUCUAAUACAAACAGAUGAAGCAUAUACUGGGAUCAUUGUAAAGGAUUUAAUACAAUAUAGAAACGGUAAUAUUAUACAAAUAAUGAAAAAUAAAGAAUCAGAUUUUAAACUUAUGAAAAUAUAUGCAAUCAUUCCUGUGCAGUUUACACAUAAUUACUCUUCCAUUCUACGAUCUAUAUCUAGUGGACACGCUAACUUUCUUAUGACUUUUUGUGGUUACAAAAAAUGUUAA
Molecule: messenger RNA, 3282 nt
Organism: Plasmodium gaboni
Lineage: Eukaryota; Apicomplexa; Aconoidasida; Haemosporida; Plasmodiidae
Product: putative tetQ family GTPase
Exons: 1
Coding region: 1-3282 (1093 amino acids)
Biological process (GO): ribosome disassembly; mitochondrial translation
Cellular component (GO): mitochondrion
Molecular function (GO): GTP binding; GTPase activity
Source: RefSeq, a predicted model, not a curated record